Molecule: messenger RNA, 3848 nt
Organism: Lemur catta (Ring-tailed lemur)
Lineage: Eukaryota; Metazoa; Chordata; Mammalia; Primates; Lemuridae
Gene: CADM2
Product: cell adhesion molecule 2
Exons: 10
Coding region: 608-1822 (404 amino acids)
Source: RefSeq, a predicted model, not a curated record
GCCGCCGCUGCCACUGCCGCCGCCGCCGCCGCUGGUGCAGCCGGAGCAUCCGGGAGCCGCCGCCGCCGCUGCCGCCGCUACCGCCACUAGCGCUGCUUCCACCGCUGCUACCUCCCCUCCCAGGACCCCGAGACACCCCGAGCGCGAGCGGCGGUGCUGCUUGCUUGCUCUUCCUCUCCCCCGGCCCCUCCCCUCCGUGACCUACCCACUCCUUGCAGCCCUCGCCCGCACCCUCUCCGACACCCCGGCAUCCCUGCACCACCUGCUCGGGGAGCCCCGGCGGGCUCUGGGACUUGCUGUGCGCGCCGAGAGGAAGGCAAGCUCCAAACCCGUGCCUGGCAGACGGGCUGUCGCGGCUGCACCACCAGCAGGAGGAGGAGGAGAAGAAACUAUUUCACCCACCGAAACCCCAUUCUGCGGGUGCUUCGCCGCUGCUGCUUCUGCUGCCGCCGAUCCGCGUCCGCAGGUUCGAACACCGCAGCGGCGGGGACGGUGGGUCCGGCGGGCGCCGGGAGGAGGACACCAGCGGAGCCCUGCACUUGUGUGCCCCGCUCACCAGCAUCUCCUUGCCCCCUCGUUCCUUCCCCAGCCCUUUAGAGAAGGGACCAUGAUUUGGAAACGCAGCGCCGUUCUCCGCUUCUACAGUGUCUGCGGGCUCCUGCUACAAGCCGCUGCUUCAAAGAAUAAAGUCAAAGGCAGCCAAGGGCAGUUUCCACUAACACAGAAUGUAACGGUUGUUGAAGGCGGAACUGCAAUUUUGACCUGCAGGGUUGAUCAAAAUGAUAACACCUCCCUCCAGUGGUCAAAUCCAGCUCAACAGACUCUGUACUUUGAUGACAAGAAAGCUUUAAGAGACAAUAGGAUCGAGCUGGUUCGCGCUUCCUGGCAUGAAUUGAGUAUCAGCGUCAGUGAUGUGUCUCUCUCUGAUGAAGGACAAUACACCUGUUCUUUAUUUACCAUGCCUGUCAAAACUUCCAAGGCCUAUCUCACCGUUCUGGGUGUUCCUGAGAAGCCUCAAAUUAGUGGAUUUUCAUCACCAGUUAUGGAGGGAGACUUGAUGCAGCUGACUUGUAAAACAUCUGGUAGCAAACCUGCAGCUGAUAUAAGAUGGUUCAAAAAUGACAAAGAGAUUAAAGAUGUGAAAUAUUUAAAAGAAGAGGAUGCAAAUCGCAAGACAUUCACUGUCAGCAGCACACUGGAUUUCCGAGUGGACCGGAGUGACGACGGAGUGGCUGUAAUCUGCAGAGUAGACCAUGAAUCCCUCAAUGCCACGCCUCAGGUAGCCAUGCAGGUGCUAGAAAUACACUAUACACCAUCAGUUAAGAUUAUACCAUCCACUCCUUUUCCACAAGAAGGACAGCCUUUGAUUUUGACUUGUGAAUCCAAAGGAAAACCACUGCCAGAACCUGUUUUGUGGACAAAGGAUGGCGGAGAAUUACCAGAUCCUGACCGAAUGGUUGUGAGUGGUAGGGAGCUAAACAUUCUUUUCCUGAACAAAACGGAUAAUGGUACAUAUCGAUGUGAAGCGACAAACACCAUUGGCCAAAGCAGUGCAGAGUAUGUUCUCAUUGUACAUGAUCCUAAUGCUCUGGCUGGCCAGACUGGCCCUGACCAUGCUCUUAUAGGAGGAAUAGUGGCUGUAGUUGUAUUUGUCACACUGUGUUCUAUAUUUCUGCUGGGUCGAUAUCUGGCAAGACAUAAAGGAACAUAUUUAACAAAUGAAGCUAAAGGAGCUGAAGAUGCACCAGACGCUGACACAGCCAUUAUCAAUGCUGAAGGCAGCCAAGUCAAUGCUGAAGAGAAAAAAGAGUAUUUCAUUUAAAAUGCAGGCCAAGAUUCUGAGUUUUCGUUACCAGGCUGGCUGCUGGAGAAAACUGGCUAUCAUCUUUCAGAAUUCAUUUCUAUCAUCUUCUGCUACCUUUAUUAACUUCCAUACUGUACUGCUAUCAGUAGCCAGUGUAUACCAACAAUCAGCUGUUGAAAGCAUCAUUCUUUAAUUACUGUACCAUCCAUAAUGCAGGACAUUUCUUACUGCGUAAAUUCACACCAUUGCUCUUUUAACAUACAGUGCUUGAAUAUACAGCCUUAACAAUGUUAAUCAUCUCCUUGGAUCAUGACAUUGAGUUGUUUUUAUACAUUAAAAAAAUAUGCAGAGAUAUUCCCCCCAUUUUUUUUUUCUUUAAGUCAUAGACCUUAUCAGUUUGUCAUUGGACAGCUUUCACAAGUAACAGGACUAAGUAAAGACCUAAUGUACUUUAGUUCAGUUGAAGAUUAGAGGUUUACAAAUAAUGUUUUCUACAUGUCUGUAUUCAAAGACAGCAUGUUUUGGAAACAUAUGCCCUAGAAAACAUAAACUGAAAAAAAAAACAUCGUAGUAUAGUUUUUUGGAAUGUUUGAGAUUAUACUGGUAAAGCUGUAUCAAUUUGCUAUUAAAAUAUAGUACUUGAUACAGGAGCCAUGUGUAUGGAUGGCAAUCAUGACAUGAUAUCUUACAUAAUUAUGUAGAUCCUACUAUCAGGAUACUGUAGCUUCAUUUACCAAUAAAUUAUUCCAAACAUUUUAUUGCUUUUGGAAUCACAAAGAUUUCAUUCAUUUCUCUAAUUUGAUUCUAUAAUUUAUUUGCUCCAUAAGAACUCACCUGCCUAAACAAAGUUGAAGUAUCCAUAGGGCACAAUUUUGAGACAUUUUAGUAUCUGUAUAUAGUGCAUAUAAUAAAUCCAAUUAAACAUUAUUUGAUACAUAUUUAACUUUUUUGGCUGUAUGUAAUUCAGUCAUAAGUAAGCAUUUUCUAACGUCCAUUAUAUCCCUUUAGAUAUUACUUAAACCGAUAUUAUAAGUAGAUAACAUGUAUUAGUAUUUUUGUCUGUAUGUCCUAGCACUGUUUAACAACAAAUUUUCUAGUUCUUGUUAAUUUUUAUUUGUUAUACAAUGGAAGCACAAUGUUAUAAGGAAAGGUAAUUUUAAGCUAACAACCAGUGCACAGCCUCAGGUUUUAAAUUACAACCAUAGUUGAAUAAUAACCUAAAAAUAAACUUUUAGUUUGCUAAAAAUUUACAGAUUUUAAUUUGGCAGUUCCAGAGCUGCUUACCUAUGUUGGUUUGCCAAAAAGAAGUGUUUAAGAUAUGUUUUCUGUAUAAAUGAACUAAUUCUUUAUAUUAAAUUCUUGUCUAUGCAUUUUGUGAGGUACAAACUUAUGAAACAGUGAGUGAUAGAGAAUUUCUGCCAUGCUUUUAACUCCAAAGUAAAAGUCUCUUUCUCUGGAUUAUUUUAAAAAUUUGGUGUAUUUAACCUUUAAGAAAUGCUGUAUUCUUAAAUAUGACACAGAGUCAAUCUAAAGUCUUAUUAUUUCUUCUAGUAAAACACAAUAUUGUUAGAUUAGUUCUCAUUAAAUUUAUUGUAUGCUAAAGAAUAAAAAUCCAGUUAGAUAAAAAAAAUACUUUCCCAUUUACAAGCAUUGCACCUUUAAGAAAAAACAAACAAAUAUGACAAUAUGGUAGCUAUACUUGUGAUGUCUGACAGCAUGAUGGCCUAAGGUUUUAAAAAUAGUAUCUUGGAAUUUAUUUUUGGGGAAUGAGAAUGGUUGAGUACAAUACCAUGUAUUAAUAUCAAAUGAAAGACAAGGGUGCUGUAUCUUAGAUUAUUUAUCAGAAAAGCAUAAAUUGUUUAAGAACAAUUGUUAGAAUUUUUAAGUUUUUUUGAUUGUUGAAGCAUUUAUCUUGUUGAUUUCUUACAAAAGAAAAAGGACGUGAUGUCAGUCAAGCAGCACUUUUUCAGAAUAUACAGAACAUAAAUAAUAUAAUGUGGUUGAGUGUUAACAUAAUAAAUCAUAUACAGUAUGACAUUUUAAG